Molecule: messenger RNA, 2129 nt
Organism: Xenopus tropicalis (tropical clawed frog)
Lineage: Eukaryota; Metazoa; Chordata; Amphibia; Anura; Pipidae
Gene: ddx5
Product: DEAD-box helicase 5
Cellular component (GO): nucleolus; cytoplasm
Molecular function (GO): ATP binding; nucleotide binding; RNA helicase activity
Source: RefSeq, marked provisional
CGCCCUUUGUGUAACGCCAUGCCCGGAUUCAACGACAGGGACCGCGCCCGGGACAGGGGAUUUGGAGGUGGUCCUCGCUUUGGGGGAAACCGAGGUGGUACAUCUGGCAAAUAUGGAAACCCUGGGGAGCGGCUUAUGAAGAAGAAAUGGAACCUGGAUGAACUGCCCAAAUUUGAGAAGAAUUUCUAUCAAGAACAUCCAGAUGUUGUGAGACGGACACCGCAAGAAUGUGACCAAUACAGAAGAAGCAAAGAGAUCACCGUACGAGGGCUUAACUGUCCAAAGCCAGUUUUGCAGUUCCAUGAAGCAAGUUUCCCAGCCAAUCUCAUGGAAGUGGUUAAACGGCAGAACUUCACUGACCCCACUCCUAUUCAAGGGCAGGGAUGGCCAGUGGCUCUGAGUGGGCUGGAUAUGGUUGGUGUUGCAAUGACUGGAUCCGGAAAGACCCUUUCUUAUCUACUUCCUGGGAUUGUCCAUAUCAACCAUCAGCCAUUCCUACAGCGAGGAGAUGGUCCAAUUCUUUUGGUGCUGGCACCAACCAGGGAAUUGGCUCAACAGGUUCAACAAGUGGCAGCUGAGUAUGGGAGAGCUUGUCGUUUGAGGUCCACCUGUAUUUAUGGGGGAGCUCCAAAGGGACCACAGAUACGUGAUCUAGAAAGAGGAGUUGAAAUCUGCAUUGCUACACCCGGAAGGCUGAUAGAUUUCCUUGAAGCAGGAAAGACCAAUCUGAACAGAUGCACAUAUCUAGUGCUGGAUGAAGCUGACCGGAUGCUUGACAUGGGCUUUGAGCCUCAGAUCAGAAAGAUAGUGGAUCAAAUUCGACCUGACAGACAGACGCUGAUGUGGAGUGCCACUUGGCCCAAAGAAGUCAGGCAACUUGCUGAAGACUUCCUCAGAGAUUAUGUUCAUAUUAACAUUGGUGCCCUGGAGCUCAGUGCCAACCACAAUAUCCUUCAGAUUGUUGAUGUGUGUAAUGAUGGGGAGAAGGAUGAAAAGCUUGUUCGUUUGAUGGAGGAAAUUAUGAGUGAAAAAGAAAAUAAGACCAUAGUGUUUGUUGAGACCAAGAGGCGAUGUGAUGACUUGACUCGCAGGUUGAGGAGGGAUGGGUGGCCUGCAAUGGGAAUCCAUGGUGAUAAGAGCCAGCAGGAACGUGACUGGGUCUUAAAUGAGUUCAAACACGGUAAAUCGCCUAUCCUGAUUGCCACAGACGUUGCUUCCAGAGGUCUAGAUGUGGAAGAUGUGAAAUUUGUCAUCAAUUAUGACUACCCGAACUCCUCAGAGGAUUAUAUCCACCGAAUUGGAAGAACUGCCCGCAGCAGCAAAACUGGCACCGCAUACACUUUCUUUACCCCAGGAAAUAUUAAGCAAGUUAAUGACCUGAUCUCCGUCCUCCGAGAAGCAAACCAAGCCAUCAACCCCAAGCUGCUGCAGCUGGUGGAGGACAGAGGACGCUUCAGAGGCAGAGGAGGCAUGAACGACCGACGUGACCGUUUCUCUUCAGGCAAGCGGGGUGGGUGGGACCGGGAAAACUAUGACCGUGGGUUUGGCGGCAAGAGAGACUUUGGCAACAAAUCCCAAAAUGGCUUCGGCAACAAAUCCCAAAAUGGCUUUGGGGCACAGAAUUACAAUGGAAACUCCUUUAACAGCUACGGCACCAAUGUUCAGAGUGGGUUCCGGGCAGGAGCACAGAACGGCACAUACCAGAAUGGCUACGCCAGCCAGCAGAAUGGCUACAGUGCACCUCCAAUGCAGAACAGCAUGGCCCAACAGGCAUACACAUACCCAGCUGCCACUGCUACAGCACCAGCUGUCAUGGGUUACCCCAUGCCGACGUCCUACCCCCAAUAAGCUGUUAAAGCACAGUCUGUUUUUAUUUUCUGUACUUGCUCUUUGUAUCGUUUCCAUGCAGGAUAGUUAUUUAAUCCCAGCGGAUUCUCGGAGGGAGCUGCAGCAGUGCCUGUGGUGCACUUUCACUAUUUAAGUUGACUGUAUCUACAUUCCUGAGGCAAUUUUAGUUGUUUUUUUUUUUUUUGUAAUAGAACAAAGCCAGUGUUUCCAGAGUUUACGUGAUUUGGAGUACUGUAAUGGGGGCAGCGCAUGGCCUUCAAUAAAGAUCUUUAACUUGGUUA